Xyrauchen texanus (razorback sucker) is the source of this 3115-nucleotide messenger RNA. RefSeq names its product ubiquitin carboxyl-terminal hydrolase 49-like. Gene Ontology annotation, biological process: protein deubiquitination. The record is from RefSeq and is a predicted model, not a curated record. Lineage: Eukaryota; Metazoa; Chordata; Actinopteri; Cypriniformes; Catostomidae. Gene Ontology annotation, cellular component: cytoplasm. The transcript is spliced from 7 exons. Gene Ontology annotation, molecular function: zinc ion binding; cysteine-type deubiquitinase activity. The coding region runs from base 463 to 2517 and encodes 684 amino acids.
AUGGUGACAGUUCGCGCGUGCGGAUGAUGGCGGUAAAUAACAGCCGAACGUGAGUGUAAAUACAAUAAAUACACACACAUAUUUACCGUCAUUUUCCGCGUGUAACGGACUUUACCGGAUGUGUGGUGGAGUUUACAUUGCACUCGGGCUGAGGGGCAGUUUUAUAGCAGAUCGUCGGUUUUUUGUGAGUUAGUUCCGUGUCUGCCUCUCGAGCUGGUUUUUGUUUAACGGGUUUAAAGUAACGGAUCCCUCGCGCAGGUGUAGACACACUCAACCGUAAUCCGCCGGUACCGGAACCUCCCGUAUACACCACUGCCGCGGGUUCCGCUUGUCUCCCGGCGGAGCGCCUUUUGUUCUCAGUAAUUCUGCGUGAUGAAGCCCUUUAAAUUCUACAGCUGCAGGAAAUGCCUGCUCUGAUGCUGGACCUCAACUAUUUCUCACAGAUGGGUGCGGUCAUGGCGUAUGGAUCCUGACUCUGUGUGCUCAUGCGUGUUAGGAGACAUGGAUCGCUGUAAACAUGUGGUGCGGCUCCGUUUGGGCCAUGGCCACUCUAUCCUCAACCCGCAGAUGUGGCGCUGUGUGGACUGCAGCACCACAGAGUCAGUAUGGGCCUGUCUGAAGUGCUCUCACGUGGCGUGCGGCCGCUACAUGGAGGAACACUCACUCAGUCACUACCAGCAGUCGCAGCACCCUUUGGCCAUGGAGGUUCGUGAGUUGGACGUCUUUUGUUUUGCGUGUGGAGAUUAUGUGUUGAACGAUAAUGUCGAGGGAGACCUGAAGCUCCUCCGAGGUGCUCUGUCAACAGUCCGCCAUCCCGGUCAGCGCUCUCUGCGGUCUUCUGUGGCUGAUGGUGCUCUCAGAGCACGGGGGGGUGCAGAGCUACGGACGGCCAUGCAGACAGCAUUGUGGCAUCGGCGAAAAACUCUUCUCAGAGGUGCCAUACACCACUGGAGAAGUCGGCAGCAGGAGGAGUUGAGAAGGCGCGAGGAGAAACAGGAGCAGGAGCGAGAGGAGAAGCGACAACAACGCAGGGAGGUCAAGAGGAGACUGAUGGGAGAACUUGCUAACAUCCCGCCAAGGAAGAGCGCACGCCUGCUUACUCAGGCUCCUCGUCCCACCCUCGCCCUCAUCCCGCAGAAGUUCCGUGAACCCCCUGAACGACUCCUGGCUGUUCCCAAACAUCUCCUACUUCCCCUGUCCAACAAACCUCUUGCACGCAAACCACUCCGUGCUGCAGGUAGGUUGCGCCGAUAUCAUGCGUCACAGUCAUCUCGUCGCAGGAAACUUGCACCUGGAGUCACAGGACUACGUAACCUAGGCAACACAUGUUAUAUGAACUCCAUCCUGCAGGUGUUGAGUCACCUGCAGAAGUUCAGGGAGUGUUUCCUCACACUGGAUCUGUGCGAGACAGAGGAGCUGCUCGCUAAGACCAACCACUCGCAGGGUAUGGUGGGUGGGGCCAGUGCUCUCACUGCGCUGGGCCGCAUGGGGAGGGUGAGUGGAGGUGCCUUGCUGGGCAGCAAACAGAACAUCCCGCCUAGUCUUAGCGCAGCCGAACUGGUACAACCAAAAGAGCCACGAUCUUCGUCUCGGCCACAGAUGUCGCUGUGUCACGAGCUGCACACGCUCUUCAGGGUCAUGUGGUCGGGUCGGUGGUCACUGGUUUCUCCAUUCGCCAUGCUGCACUCUGUAUGGAAUCUGAUUCCGGCAUUUCGUGGAUACGACCAGCAGGAUGCGCAGGAGUUCCUAUGUGAGCUUCUGGAUAAAGUUCAACAGGAACUGGAAUCUGACGGACCCCGGAAACAUUUCCUGAUCCCCCUCACCCAGCGGAAACUGUCCAAACAGGUCCUCAAAGUGCUCAACACAAUCUUCCAUGGACAGCUGCUCAGCCAGGUAACGUGUUUGUCCUGCGAGCGCAAGUCGAACACAGUUGAGCCGUUCUGGGAUUUGUCUCUGGAGUUCCCAGAGCGAUACCACCGCAUGGAGAAGCUCAGCGCGGCAGCGUGUCAGCGGAGCUGCUCUCUGUCGGAGAUGCUCGCAAAGUUCACAGAGACGGAAGCUUUGGAGGGCUGCAUCUACGCCUGUAACUUCUGCAACAGAAAACGUCGCAAAUCGUCCCAUAAGCCCCUGUCCCUGUCCGAGGCCUGUAAGCAGUUACUGAUCUGCCGUUUACCUCAGGUGCUGCGGCUACACCUUAAACGCUUCCGGUGGUCCGGUCGGAAUCACCGGGAGAAGAUCGGCGUCCACGUGGCUUUCGAUCAGGUCCUGAAUAUAGAACCAUACUGCUACUCGGAUGCUGCCACGUCGCCACAAAGAGAGGCCUACACCUACGACCUGUCUGCUGUAGUGAUGCAUCAUGGGAAAGGCUUUGGCUCAGGGCACUACACAGCCUACUGUUAUAACACUGAAGGAGGUUUCUGGGUUCACUGUAACGACUCCGAGAUGAACGUGUGCAGUGUGGAGGAGGUGUGCAGCACUCAGGCCUACAUCCUGUUCUACACGCAACGCUCCGCCUAGACCUGUCUGUCUCUCUCUCUACCUGUUUCUCUACCUCUCUCUCUCUCUCUCUCUCUCUCUCUCUAUUGGUCUUUCUCUUUGCCUUUCUAUACCUGCCUCUCUUUUCUCUCUACCUGUCUCUCUGUCUGUCUCUGCUGGCACAGUCACACUUUACCCAGGGCAUUCAGGACCAAACUAACUCACCUGUAGGGUCCAGUACAGCAGGGACACACACUCACAGUUGAACUCCAGGUACUGAAGUCCGUCUGCUGUCGUUUCAUUGGACGGAUUGAAACAGAUGGCCGCUCAUCCUGGAGAGAAUGUGACAGCAAUAUGACCAUCACACACACUGAAUCAGGAAUUCUUCAUCUUUGAUACUGCAACGGUUUUCUACUCUAUUUCUAUUGGGGUUUCAAUUCAGGAAAACAGAGAAAACCUCUUGAUUUCCAUCAGUGAAAAUGACUGAACAAUCAAUGACGCUGAAUGUCUUUAGUUUUGUGUGUUUGGAAGGGUGUGACUGCUGACCUCUGACCCUUGUCCUGUAUUGUGAGAGCACCUGUUAUCAACUUUAUUGAUCUUGUGGGAUCUUACUGAUGAUAGUGAUUAAAAAAUAACCUUA